Molecule: messenger RNA, 324 nt
Organism: Brettanomyces nanus
Lineage: Eukaryota; Fungi; Ascomycota; Pichiomycetes; Pichiales; Pichiaceae
Exons: 1
Coding region: 1-324 (107 amino acids)
Source: RefSeq, a predicted model, not a curated record
AUGAAGGCAGAGGAAUCCUCCUUGCAUCUGAAGGAUUCUCAACAAAUCGAGAAUUUACAGAUCCCAAAGACCCCAGAGAGAACCGUCGAAGAAGCUCAAGCUCAAGCUCAAGCUCAAGCUCAGUUUAGUGAAGCCCAGCACAAGAAUGAGAUCGAAAAGACCAACCCCCCGCUGCAGACUUUCUCUAUAACGGAAAUUACUGACCAAAUGACCGAAAAACUCAAUGAAAUCCUAAUGGAGGUAAACCACUCUGACUCGGAGAUAUCCAAGGUUUAUGACCGACUUGAAAAGAGAUUGGAUACCGUUGCCAAAACCUUCAAAUGA